UUGGCGAUAAAAAUCUAACCCUAAUCACAAAACACGAGAACAAUAGUGGAGUAACCAAUGUUUCUUCAUCCUCACUAUGCUAGGGGAUCCGCAUCAACGAUCUUUUCCAAUAACUGUGACCGCGAGCAAGUUUGUAUACGGUUUACGAUCGCUCAUCGACGCUAUUCCCAAUAGCAAUAUUGUCCUAGCUUACAUUCGAAGCAUCGGCCCAAAUUUUUUUGGCGUUAUCUACAUCGUUGCAAACUUGUGCAUCGAUUUAUGGCUUGCCAAAUCGGGUUCUUCGUUCGAAACCCCGUUGAUGAUCAGUGAAGCAUGGCAUCGAUGGAUUGGAAGCAAACUACCAGAUGUUAUGGGAAGCUCCCCUGAACAAGGCUAUUUGGCCCGUCCAACUUGGAGUUCAACUGGCAGAUUAAGUGGUCCUUGA
Molecule: messenger RNA, 424 nt
Organism: Puccinia graminis f. sp. tritici CRL 75-36-700-3
Lineage: Eukaryota; Fungi; Basidiomycota; Pucciniomycetes; Pucciniales; Pucciniaceae
Exons: 4
Coding region: 77-424 (115 amino acids)
Source: RefSeq, a predicted model, not a curated record